UUAUUUCUAUUUUGUGAAACAUUUCAAAAUAAGUAUGUAUGAUUGCUAGAGAUGAGAAAGAAAAACACUUACAAGAUGGUUUAUAAAAUAUUAUAAUUACUGUGCACAUACUUUUUAUAAGUAAUUACUAAUUACACUUGAACCAAACAAUCAACACGUUCACAUCAUGUUCGUGAAAAAAGACUUUUGGUCAUUACUGUGCAGGGGGCGAAAGAAGAAAAUAGUCACUUUAGUUUUGAUAUUGUUAUUUCUACUAAAUGCAAUGUUCUAUGUAAGCAUUGAAUUAUACAAUACGAUCAAGAAAAGAACUAACAAUUCUUGGAUGGACAGCUUACGCUAUGACCCAGAUUCAUAUGUGGAUAGCAGUGGUAUGAGGGUCAUAGUUGGACAUUAUGUAGGGGGAAACUCUGGCGGCAAUCUCUCAGCUGAGACAAUAAACUCUAACAACUACAAUCCCAUCAAGGGAGCAGGAGAGGGAGGGAGGCCUGUUCAGAUGUCUCAGAGGGAGAUAAUCACGGCGAGGGAGCUAUACUCCCUGCACUCCUACAAUAUACUAGUGAGCGACAAAAUAUCCAUUAACAGAAGUCUUCCAGAUAUGAGAAGUGAGAGUUGUAAAAAUGUAGUGUAUGAGAUAGAGAACCUGCCCACUGCCAGCGUAAUAAUUGUCUUCCAUAACGAGGCCUGGUCUACACUCAUGAGAACUGUGAUGUCUGCUAUAUUAAGAUCACCACCAGUAUUGUUAAAAGAGAUUAUUUUAGUAGAUGACGCUAGCGAUAGGAAGUAUUUAGGUAAGGAGUUGGAGGAUGCUGUAUCUGGAUUGGACAAGGUGCAGAUAAUCCGGAGUGCGAACAGGACGGGGCUGGUCGGAGCGAGACUGAUGGGUGCUAGAGCCGCCACGGGCAAUGUGCUAGUGUUCCUGGAUGCACAUUGUGAAGUCACAACAGGAUGGUUGGAACCUCUUCUAGAUAGGGCCGGUAGCGACGACGUUUUCAUAUGCCCUCAUAUCGACCUACUGUCGGACGAUACCCUAGCUUACACCAAAAGCAUAGAUGCCCACUGGGGCGCGUUCAGUUGGAGACUGCAUUUCCGGUGGCUGAUGCCGAGCAACGAAGUGUUAAUGAUCAAAGCCAAGAACCCUUCGAAAUCGUACCCUACCCCUGCUAUGGCUGGGGGAUUAUUUGCCGUAAGGAAGAGCCUCUUCUGGCGAUUGGGAGGUUACGACGAAGGCAUGGUGAUAUGGGGGGCGGAAAACUUGGAGCUCUCCUGGCGAGCUUGGCAGUGUGGAGCCAGAGUGGAAAUAACGUCGUGCUCUCGAGUGGGGCAUAUAUUCAGACGACACAGUCCAUAUAAAUACCCUGGAGGGGUUGCCAAGGUAUUAAACUCCAAUUUGGCCCGCGCAGCCACCGUUUGGAUGGACGAGUGGGCGGAAUUUUUCUUCAAAUUCAACCCCUCAGUUGGCAACAUCAGGGACAAACAAAACGUGGCGGAGCGAUACGAGAUAAGAAAGAAUUUGAAGUGUAAAAGUUUCAAGUGGUAUUUAGAAAACGUAUGGCCCCAACACUUCUUUCCGACGGACGAGAGGUGGUUCGGAAGGAUUAAGAAUGAGAAAGGCAGUUGCUUGGGUGUGGCUUCAAGUACCCCAGGCUUAGGUGGCCCCGCCUCCGGAGUGGGGUGCGGCGGAGACUUAGACCUAGAGAGGCUGGUCGUUUACACCCCCGAAGGCAAAAUCAUGGCCGACGAAGGGUUAUGUCUCGAGCAGGGGAACGGGCGAGCCGUUUGGAAGAGUUGCAGCGACAGUAAGAAGCAAAUAUGGGAGCAAAGUGGUCCAAGACUGAAGACGGUGGACGGGUUGUGUUUGAGUGUUGUGUUGAAUGAGAGUAAGGACGGUAUUGGAGAUCCGUUGACAUCGAAGCGUUGUAUGAAUGAUGACAAGCAGAUUUGGCAUUUCGAACGUGUGCCGUGGCGGUAAUAGACAAUAGUGAUACAUAUCAUAGUACAAUUUUUUAAAUGCCUAGACUCUAUAGGACUGUGGAUGCGCCGUAUAAAGGCCGUGCGCACGACAGUCCGUCGACCGCCAUUUGUAUUCCUAGGUCUUUGUUACAACUACCGAGUAUAGUGGUCAAACAGUGUUCUUGGUCAAUCAAAUUGUCUGAGAGCACUGUCUGGCUACUGUACUCGGUAGGUGCAAUCAGGCCCUAUCUUCGACCUUAUCAUACGCAAAAUAUGUUUACACAAUGUUUUGUGGAAGCUCUUUUUUCUCGUUUUUUAUGUUGAAAAUAUUCUGUUUUGUGUAUGUUAUA
Aricia agestis (brown argus) is the source of this 2300-nucleotide messenger RNA. Its product is annotated as polypeptide N-acetylgalactosaminyltransferase 3-like. The record is from RefSeq and is a predicted model, not a curated record. The transcript is spliced from 7 exons. The coding region runs from base 167 to 1969 and encodes 600 amino acids. Lineage: Eukaryota; Metazoa; Arthropoda; Insecta; Lepidoptera; Lycaenidae. Gene Ontology annotation, cellular component: Golgi apparatus.